Molecule: messenger RNA, 2016 nt
Organism: Sclerotinia borealis F-4128
Lineage: Eukaryota; Fungi; Ascomycota; Leotiomycetes; Helotiales; Sclerotiniaceae
Source: the annotation of a GenBank genome assembly
AUGAUGGCAGGAACCAGUGAUCUCUCCGGUGGUACUGGGGAGAAAUUGACAAAUGCAACAAUAGUGAUAGCUGGUUCUGCUGCAUUACUGGCGUCUAUAUUAUCCAUCGUGUCGGUCUGGUUACAAACGAAAAACUAUCGGAAACCUCUUCUCCAACGAUAUGUCAUUCGAAUCCUGCUUAUGGUGCCGAUAUACUCAAUCUCUUCAUGGACCAGUUUGGUAUCGAGAGAGGCAGCACUUUUUCUCGAUCCUAUUCGUGAUGUAUAUGAGGCGUUCACAAUUUACACAUUCUUCCAACUCCUUAUCAAUUUUCUUGGAGGUGAACGAGCUCUGAUUAUCAUGAUGCAUGGACGAGAACCGGCUCAUCACCUCUGGCCAUUGAACCAUGUCUUCCCCAAGGUCGAUAUAUCAGACCCCCACACAUUCUUGGCCAUUAAACGUGGAAUUCUACAAUAUGCUUGGUUGAAACCUCUUCUUGGACUGUCAGCUAUCAUUAUGAAAGCUACGGGUGUUUAUAAAGAGGGUACCAUUGCUCUAAGCUCCGGUUAUAUGUGGAGUGGUAUUAUCUACAAUAUGAGUGUCACAUUGAGUCUGUACUCUCUUGGGAUGUUUUGGGUUAUUAUGUCUAAGGAUUUACAACCUUUUCGUCCUGUGCCGAAAUUCUUGUGUAUAAAGCUCAUCAUAUUUGCCUCAUACUGGCAAGGAUUUCUUCUUUCCAUCUUGGUAUUUCUUGGAGCAAUUCCAGACAAUGUGGAGGAUUAUACAGCCGAUAGUCUCGCUGCGGCGAUACAGGAUGCACUGAUCUGUAUCGAGAUGCCAAUUUUUGCAAUCGGGCAUUGGUAUGCCUUUUCAUGGCAUGACUAUGCAGAUAUCACUAUUUCUGCAGCUAGGAUGCCAGUUCGCUACGCCAUUCGAGAUGCUUUUGGUAUUCGUGAUCUUAUUGAGGACACGAAAGAAACAUUUAGUGGGAAGAAAUAUGAAUACCGACUAUUUGAUUCGGGAGAUAACGUCUUGGCCCAUGAAGGAUCCUCAUCAAGGGUAGCUAGAAUGAUGGAGGGUAUGCGAUACGAGCGUGGUGGAAAGGGAAAGUAUUGGAUCCCAAAACCUGGUGAAGCAAAUGCGAGAACGCCGUUGCUUGGGAACAACGUUGGAUCUCCUGGAACCCAGUCCCCUACACAAUCCCAUGAUGGCGAUUCUGACUAUAUGGGGUGGGGAGAUGGUGUAGUGGAGCAGCAAGGCCUUGAUCCUGAAGAAGAAGGUCUUUACGAAAGAGCUAGACAACUUGAAUUCGGAGAUUGGAACUAUCAUGUAAUCACCGCUCACGAACCGUCAAGAGAGAGAUGGCUUAGUGGGCAGCCCGAACUUUUGACUACUUCGGUAAACCGCAAUCUUCUUCAGCCUACUGACGACAACCGUAUCCGAAGGGCUAGUAAUAUUAGAGAAACAGUUGAGGAUGUCACCAAACGAAAUAAGAAAAAGUCUGUAAGAAAUAGUCGUAUCAGGGAUUCCAGAGGCAAGAACAAGGAAAAUUCCCCGCUCAAUGAAGAAGGAAGAGCACCAAUGCUCAAAGGCAUGUUGCGACAACACUCAUCUACCUCCAGCUCAGCCAAAUCAAAUAGAAGCCAGUUAGUCGAUGUCAUCGUCGAAGAUACUGCUGCGGAGGAAACGGAAAGAGUUCGCGCUCGAAAAGAAGGAAGUGCGGGUUGGAAUAAAACCGAGCCUCGACGCUAUGUACGCACAUACGGAGACGGCGCGGGCGAGGAUAUGCGGGAAGGAUUCGAGCCCACUGAUGACGUAGAAGCUGUUGAUCCCAAACCAGGCCUUGAUGCCGAGUUUGCAGUCGAUGGUGAUAAUAAUCAUGAUAGUGCUCGGGAUGAUUCAGAAGAAUCGCGUCAUUGGAACGAAGCUCGACAGGCGAGCGUAUUUUUGAAGCCCAAGUACGGAGUUGAUGGAGAGGCUUUUGAGAAUGUUUGGGGUAGUGGGGCGCCAUCAACACCUCCUCGGGAAAAUCCUUGA